Chenopodium quinoa (quinoa) is the source of this 510-nucleotide messenger RNA. RefSeq names its product plasma membrane ATPase 2-like. Bases 1 to 510 code for a protein of 169 amino acids. Gene Ontology annotation, cellular component: plasma membrane. The record is from RefSeq and is a predicted model, not a curated record. NCBI's taxonomy places the organism in Eukaryota, Viridiplantae, Streptophyta, Magnoliopsida, Caryophyllales, Amaranthaceae. Gene Ontology annotation, molecular function: nucleotide binding; P-type proton-exporting transporter activity. Gene Ontology annotation, biological process: proton transmembrane transport; regulation of intracellular pH. The transcript has 6 exons.
AUGCCAACAGUUUUAUCUGUUACCAUGGCUACAGGUUCCCAUCGUUUAGCUGAGCAGGGUACAAUAACGAAGAGAAUGACAGCUAUAAAGGAAAUGGCAGGCAUGGAUGUACUUUGCAGUGACAAAACAGGAACUCUGACAUUAAAUAAGUUGUCUGUUGACAAGAACCUUGUUGAGGUUUUCGUCAAGGGAAUUGAUGCAGAUACAAUGGUAUUGAUGGCUGCUCGAGCCUCUCGAAUGGAAAACCAAGAUGCAAUUGAUGCUGCUAUAGUUGGGACAUUAGCUGAUCCAAAGGAGGCUCGCCUAGGCAUUCAAGAAGUUCACUUCCUUCCUUUUAAUCCAACUGAUAAGCAUACAGCUCUGAUGUACAUUGACAGUGAUGGGAAAAUGCAUAGUGUUAGCAAAGGUGCACCAGAACAGAUCAGAGUUCAUGCAGUGAUGGAUAAGUAUGCAGAACGAGGGUUAAGGUCUCUUGCUGUGGCAUACCAGGAGGUUCCUGAUGGUAAAUAG